This is a messenger RNA of Ruditapes philippinarum (Manila clam), 526 nucleotides long. RefSeq names its product monocarboxylate transporter 2-like. Gene Ontology annotation, biological process: transmembrane transport. Gene Ontology annotation, molecular function: transmembrane transporter activity. The record is from RefSeq and is a predicted model, not a curated record. NCBI's taxonomy places the organism in Eukaryota, Metazoa, Mollusca, Bivalvia, Venerida, Veneridae.
GUUCCUCAUGUUUAAGAUCACAUUACUUAUUACUGGUUUAAGUACAUCAUUAUGUCCAGUUCUGAACUCUCUGUGGUUAAUGAUGGUGUAUGGUGUCGUAUACGGGGUAUCAUCAGGCUUUACUAUUUCAGUGACAUCCGUGGUAUUAUUGGACCUUAUGGGCCUGGAUUGUUUAACCGAAGCUUUAGGGUUGAUUUCCCUUUCCAGUGGUAUUGGUUCGGUGCUCGGGCCUCCGUUUGCUGGUUUACUGUACGACACCACCGGGAGUUAUACGGCACCUUUCUUAGCCUCUGGAGCAUCAAUGUCGCUUGCAGCCAUAUGUGUGUUCCUCAUCUCAUAUAUCAGUAAAACAACAACAUAAAACAUACAACAUUUAUUUACCUGAUUUUAUCAGCUUAUAUAAACUACAUGUAUAUGGUAAAACUAAAUAUUCUGAACUUUCUUAACAAGGAUAAUAACGAUUCGCGUCAACGAUAUUUCGCCCGCCAUGUUAGGAAAAAAGCAGUUCAUUUUAAUUGGAUUUUUU